Cricetulus griseus (Chinese hamster) is the source of this 9784-nucleotide messenger RNA. The record is from RefSeq and is a predicted model, not a curated record. Lineage: Eukaryota; Metazoa; Chordata; Mammalia; Rodentia; Cricetidae.
AGGAGGAGGCAGGGGGUGGAGAGAAAGAAAGCGCACGCCGAGAGGAGGUGUGGGUGUUUCUCUCCCAUCCUAACGGAACGAGCUCCCUCUUCGCGGACAUGGGAUUGCCCAGCGGCUGCUAACCCCUCUCCUGGUCCUGCUCCCCUAAACCGGCGUGGCUCCCCGGUCACCAAGGAGCUGACUGAAAGGGAGCACGAUUCGCAUCCUUGGCUGGGCGUGCUUUGGCUACAGAGUGCCUGACCUGGGUCAGGAUUUUCAACAAAGACAUGUCUGACAAAAUGUCUAGUUUCCUACAUAUUGGAGACAUUUGUUCUCUGUAUGCGGAGGGAUCUACGAAUGGAUUUAUCAGCACCUUGGGCCUGGUGGAUGAUCGUUGUGUUGUGCAGCCAGAAGCUGGGGACCUUAACAAUCCACCCAAGAAAUUCAGAGACUGCCUCUUCAAGCUAUGUCCUAUGAAUCGAUACUCUGCACAGAAACAGUUCUGGAAAGCUGCUAAGCCUGGGGCCAACAGCACAACAGACGCGGUGCUGCUCAACAAAUUGCAUCAUGCUGCAGACUUGGAAAAGAAGCAGAAUGAGACAGAAAACAGGAAAUUGCUGGGGACCGUGAUCCAGUAUGGCAAUGUGAUCCAGCUCCUGCAUCUGAAAAGCAAUAAAUACCUGACUGUGAAUAAGAGGCUUCCAGCCCUGCUAGAGAAGAAUGCCAUGAGAGUGACACUGGAUGAGGCUGGAAAUGAAGGGUCCUGGUUUUACAUUCAACCAUUCUACAAGCUGCGCUCCAUCGGAGACAGUGUGGUCAUAGGUGACAAGGUAGUCUUGAACCCCGUCAAUGCUGGCCAGCCUCUACAUGCCAGCAGCCAUCAAUUGGUGGAUAACCCAGGCUGCAACGAGGUCAACUCCGUCAACUGCAACACAAGCUGGAAAAUAGUCCUUUUCAUGAAAUGGAGCGAUAACAAAGAUGACAUCUUAAAGGGAGGAGAUGUGGUGAGGCUCUUCCAUGCUGAGCAAGAGAAGUUUCUCACAUGUGAUGAGCACAGGAAGAAGCAGCAUGUCUUCCUGAGGACAACCGGCCGGCAGUCAGCCACAUCGGCCACCAGUUCCAAAGCCCUGUGGGAGGUGGAGGUAGUCCAGCAUGACCCAUGUCGGGGUGGAGCUGGGUACUGGAACAGCCUCUUCAGGUUUAAGCACCUGGCUACAGGGCACUACUUGGCGGCAGAGGUAGACCCUGACUUUGAGGAAGAAUGCCUGGAGUUUCAGCCCUCAGUGGACCCUGAUCAGGACGCAUCUAGGAGUAGGUUGAGAAAUGCACAAGAAAAAAUGGUAUACUCUCUGGUCUCCGUGCCUGAAGGCAAUGACAUCUCCUCCAUCUUUGAACUAGACCCCACUACUCUUCGUGGAGGUGACAGCCUUGUCCCAAGGAACUCCUAUGUUCGUCUCAGACAUCUGUGUACAAAUACCUGGGUUCACAGCACAAACAUUCCCAUUGACAAGGAGGAAGAAAAACCUGUGAUGCUGAAGAUUGGUACCUCUCCUCUGAAGGAGGACAAGGAGGCAUUCGCCAUAGUUCCUGUUUCUCCUGCUGAGGUUCGGGACCUGGACUUUGCCAAUGAUGCCAGCAAGGUUCUGGGCUCCAUUGCUGGGAAGUUGGAAAAGGGUACCAUCACCCAGAACGAAAGAAGGUCUGUCACCAAGCUGCUGGAAGACUUGGUCUACUUUGUCACGGGUGGAACGAACUCUGGCCAAGAUGUGCUGGAAGUAGUCUUCUCUAAGCCCAACAGAGAGCGGCAGAAGCUGAUGAGGGAACAGAAUAUUCUCAAACAGAUUUUCAAGUUGUUGCAGGCCCCUUUCACAGACUGUGGGGAUGGCCCGAUGCUUCGGCUGGAGGAGCUGGGGGACCAGCGCCAUGCGCCUUUCAGACACAUUUGCCGACUCUGCUACAGGGUCCUGAGACACUCACAGCAAGACUACAGGAAGAACCAGGAGUACAUAGCCAAGCAGUUUGGCUUCAUGCAGAAGCAGAUUGGCUAUGAUGUGCUGGCUGAAGACACCAUCACUGCCCUGCUCCACAAUAACCGAAAACUCCUGGAAAAGCACAUCACCGCGGCGGAGAUAGACACAUUCGUCAGCCUGGUUCGGAAGAACAGGGAGCCCAGGUUCUUGGAUUACCUUUCUGACCUCUGUGUGUCCAUGAACAAGUCGAUCCCUGUGACCCAGGAGCUCAUUUGUAAAGCUGUGCUGAAUCCCACCAAUGCUGACAUCCUGAUUGAGACCAAGUUGGUUCUUUCUCGUUUUGAGUUUGAAGGCGUUGCCACUGGAGAGAAUGCUCUGGAAGCUGGAGAGGAUGAGGAAGAGGUGUGGCUGUUCUGGAGGGACAGCAACAAAGAGAUACGUAGUAAGAGUGUCAGGGAAUUGGCACAAGAUGCUAAAGAGGGACAGAAGGAAGACCGUGAUAUCCUCAGCUACUACAGGUAUCAGCUUAACCUCUUUGCAAGGAUGUGUCUGGACCGCCAAUACCUGGCUAUCAAUGAAAUAUCUGGCCAGCUGGAUGUUGAUCUUAUUCUUCGCUGUAUGUCUGAUGAGAACCUACCGUAUGACCUCAGGGCAUCCUUUUGCCGCCUCAUGCUUCAUAUGCAUGUGGACCGUGAUCCUCAGGAGCAGGUGACCCCUGUGAAAUACGCCCGUCUGUGGUCAGAAAUUCCCUCCGAGAUCGCCAUUGAUGACUAUGACAGCAGCGGGGCUUCCAAAGAUGAAAUUAAGGAGAGGUUUGCUCAGACGAUGGAAUUUGUGGAGGAGUAUCUAAGAGAUGUGGUCUGUCAAAGAUUCCCCUUCUCUGAUAAGGAGAAAAAUAAGCUUACAUUUGAGGUUGUGAACCUAGCCAGGAAUCUCAUAUACUUUGGUUUCUACAAUUUUUCUGACCUUCUCCGAUUAACCAAGAUCCUCUUGGCAAUAUUAGACUGUGUCCAUGUGACCACCAUCUUUCCCAUCAGCAAGAUGGCCAAAGGAGAAGAGAAUAAAGGCAGUAACGUGAUGAGAUCAAUCCAUGGAGUUGGGGAGCUCAUGACCCAGGUGGUGCUUCGGGGAGGAGGCUUUUUGCCCAUGACUCCCAUGGCUGCUGCCCCUGAAGGAAACGUGAAGCAGGCAGAGCCAGAGAAGGAGGACAUCAUGGUCAUGGACACCAAGUUAAAGAUCAUUGAAAUCCUCCAGUUUAUUUUGAAUGUGAGGCUGGAUUAUAGGAUCUCCUGCCUCCUGUGUAUAUUUAAGCGGGAGUUUGAUGAAAGCAAUUCCCAGUCGUCGGAAACAUCCUCCGGAAACAGCAGCCAAGAAGGGCCAAGUAAUGUACCAGGUGCUCUUGACUUUGAGCACAUUGAAGAACAAGCAGAAGGCAUCUUUGGAGGAAGUGAAGAGAACACACCACUGGACUUGGAUGAUCAUGGAGGCAGGACCUUCCUCAGGGUCCUGCUCCACUUGACAAUGCAUGACUACCCACCUCUGGUGUCUGGGGCCCUGCAGCUCCUCUUUCGCCACUUCAGCCAGAGGCAGGAGGUCCUUCAGGCCUUCAAACAGGUUCAACUGCUGGUUACCAGCCAAGAUGUGGACAACUACAAACAGAUCAAGCAGGACUUGGACCAGUUGCGGUCUAUUGUGGAAAAAUCAGAGCUGUGGGUGUACAAAGGCCAGGGUCCUGAUGAGACCAUGGAUGGUGCCUCUGGUGAAAAUGAACAUAAAAAGACUGAGGAGGGGAGUAACAAGCCACAAAAGCAUGAAAGCACCAGCAGCUACAACUACAGAGUGGUGAAAGAGAUUUUGAUUCGACUUAGCAAGCUCUGUGUGCAAGAAAGCGCCUCAGUGAGGAAGAGCAGGAAGCAGCAGCAGCGGCUGCUAAGGAACAUGGGUGCCCAUGCCGUGGUGCUGGAGCUGCUGCAGAUCCCCUAUGAGAAGGCCGAAGACACCAAGAUGCAGGAGAUAAUGAGGCUGGCUCAUGAAUUCUUGCAGAAUUUCUGUGCAGGCAACCAGCAGAAUCAAGCUUUGCUGCAUAAACACAUAAACCUGUUUCUCAACCCAGGGAUCCUGGAGGCAGUGACCAUGCAACACAUCUUCAUGAACAACUUCCAGCUGUGCAGUGAGAUCAACGAGAGAGUGGUCCAGCACUUCGUUCACUGCAUAGAGACCCACGGCCGAAAUGUCCAGUACAUCAAGUUUCUCCAGACAAUUGUCAAGGCAGAAGGGAAAUUCAUUAAAAAGUGCCAAGACAUGGUCAUGGCUGAGCUUGUCAAUUCUGGAGAGGAUGUCCUCGUGUUCUACAAUGACAGAGCCUCUUUCCAGACUCUGAUCCAGAUGAUGCGGUCCGAGCGUGACCGGAUGGAUGAGAACAGCCCUCUCAUGUACCACAUCCAUCUGGUGGAACUCUUGGCCGUGUGCACAGAGGGCAAGAAUGUGUACACAGAGAUCAAGUGCAACUCCUUGCUCCCGCUUGAUGACAUCGUUCGUGUGGUCACUCAUGAAGACUGCAUCCCGGAGGUUAAAAUCGCUUACAUUAACUUCCUGAAUCACUGCUAUGUGGACACUGAGGUGGAAAUGAAGGAGAUUUACACAAGCAAUCACAUGUGGAAAUUGUUCGAGAAUUUCCUUGUGGACAUCUGCAGGGCGUGCAACAACACGAGUGACAGGAAGCACGCAGACUCGAUUCUGGAGAAGUACGUCACUGAAAUCGUGAUGAGCAUAGUCACCACCUUCUUCAGCUCUCCCUUCUCAGACCAGAGUACCACUCUGCAGACCCGCCAACCUGUGUUUGUGCAACUCCUGCAAGGUGUGUUCAGAGUUUACCACUGCAACUGGUUAAUGCCGAGCCAGAAGGCCUCCGUGGAGAGCUGUAUCCGGGUGCUCUCUGAUGUAGCCAAGAGUCGGGCCAUAGCCAUCCCUGUUGAUCUGGACAGUCAAGUCAACAACCUCUUCCUGAAGUCCCACAACAUUGUGCAGAAAACAGCCAUGAACUGGCGGUUAUCAGCCCGCAAUGCUGCUCGUCGAGACUCUGUUCUGGCAGCUUCCAGGGACUACCGAAAUAUCAUCGAGAGAUUACAGGACAUCGUGUCUGCCCUGGAAGACCGACUCAGGCCCCUGGUUCAGGCUGAGUUGUCUGUGCUUGUGGAUGUUCUACACAGACCAGAACUGCUUUUCCCUGAGAACACGGAUGCCAGGAGGAAAUGUGAAAGUGGUGGUUUCAUUUGCAAGUUAAUAAAGCAUACUAAGCAGCUGCUGGAGGAGAAUGAAGAGAAACUAUGCAUUAAAGUCUUACAGACCCUGAGGGAAAUGAUGACCAAAGAUAGAGGCUAUGGAGAAAAGCUACCACAGGCACCGGAAGCUGAGAACUCCACAGAGCAGGAGCUUGAACCAAGUCCACCCCUGAGGCAACUGGAAGACCAUAAAAGGGGUGAGGCACUCAGGCAAAUUUUGGUCAACCGUUACUAUGGAAACAUCAGACCUUCAGGAAGAAGAGAGAGCCUUACAAGCUUUGGCAAUGGCCCAUUAUCACCAGGAGGACCCAGCAAGCCUGGGGGAGGAGGGGGAGGUCCUGGAUCCAGCUCCACAAGCAGGGGUGAGAUGAGCCUGGCUGAGGUCCAGUGUCACCUCGACAAGGAGGGGGCCUCCAAUCUGGUCAUCGACCUCAUAAUGAACGCAUCCAGUGAUCGAGUGUUCCAUGAAAGCAUUCUCCUGGCUAUUGCACUUCUUGAAGGAGGCAACACCACCAUCCAGCAUUCCUUUUUCUGCCGGUUGACGGAAGAUAAGAAAUCAGAGAAGUUCUUCAAGGUCUUUUAUGACCGAAUGAAGGUGGCCCAGCAGGAAAUCAAGGCAACAGUGACUGUGAACACCAGCGACUUGGGAAACAAAAAGAAAGAUGAUGAAGCGGAUAGGGAUGCCCCAUCCCGGAAGAAAGCCAAAGAGCCCACAACACAGAUAACAGAAGAGGUCCGGGAUCAGCUCCUGGAAGCAUCUGCUGCCACAAGGAAAGCCUUCACCACCUUCCGGAGGGAGGCCGACCCUGAUGACCAUUACCAAUCUGGGGAGGGCACCCAGGCUACAACUGACAAAACCAAGGACGACCUAGAGAUGAGUGCAGUCAUCACCAUCAUGCAGCCCAUCCUGCGCUUCCUGCAGCUCCUGUGUGAAAACCACAACCGAGAUCUGCAGAAUUUCCUUCGUUGCCAAAAUAAUAAGACCAACUACAAUUUGGUGUGUGAGACACUGCAGUUUCUGGACUGUAUCUGUGGGAGCACAACUGGAGGCCUUGGGCUCCUCGGACUGUACAUAAAUGAGAAGAACGUAGCACUUAUCAACCAAACCCUGGAGAGUCUGACUGAAUACUGUCAAGGGCCUUGCCACGAGAACCAGAACUGCAUCGCCACCCACGAGUCCAAUGGCAUCGAUAUUAUCACAGCCCUCAUCCUCAAUGACAUCAACCCGCUGGGAAAGAAGAGAAUGGACCUCGUGUUAGAAUUGAAGAACAAUGCUUCGAAGCUACUCCUGGCCAUCAUGGAAAGCAGGCACGAUAGUGAAAAUGCAGAGAGGAUUCUGUACAACAUGAGGCCCAAGGAGCUGGUGGAGGUGAUCAAGAAAGCCUACAUGCAAGGUGAAGUAGAAUUUGAGGAUGGGGAAAAUGGUGAGGAUGGAGCUGCCUCCCCCAGGAACGUGGGCCACAACAUCUACAUCCUCGCUCACCAGUUGGCUCGGCAUAACAAGGAACUUCAAACCAUGCUGAAACCUGGAGGCCAAGUGGAUGGUGAUGAAGCUUUGGAGUUCUAUGCAAAGCACACAGCACAAAUAGAGAUUGUCAGACUGGACCGGACAAUGGAACAGAUUGUCUUCCCCGUGCCCAGCAUCUGUGAAUUCCUGACCAAAGAGUCAAAACUUCGAAUAUAUUAUACCACAGAGAGGGAUGAGCAAGGCAGCAAGAUUAAUGACUUCUUCCUGCGCUCUGAGGACCUCUUCAAUGAAAUGAACUGGCAGAAGAAACUUCGAGCCCAGCCUGUCUUGUACUGGUGUGCCCGAAACAUGUCUUUCUGGAGCAGCAUUUCCUUCAACCUGGCCGUCCUAAUGAACCUGCUGGUGGCAUUUUUCUACCCAUUUAAAGGAGUGCGUGGAGGAACAUUAGAGCCACACUGGUCAGGCCUCCUGUGGACAGCCAUGCUUAUCUCUCUGGCAAUUGUCAUCGCUCUGCCCAAGCCUCAUGGCAUCCGGGCCUUAAUUGCUUCCACAAUCCUACGGCUGAUAUUUUCAGUUGGGUUACAGCCCACACUGUUUCUGCUGGGAGCUUUCAAUGUCUGCAAUAAAAUCAUCUUUCUGAUGAGCUUUGUGGGCAACUGUGGGACGUUCACCAGAGGCUAUCGAGCCAUGGUUCUGGAUGUUGAGUUCCUCUAUCAUUUGCUGUAUCUGCUGAUCUGUGCCAUGGGCCUCUUCGUACAUGAGUUCUUCUAUAGUUUGCUGCUUUUUGAUUUAGUGUACAGAGAAGAGACUUUGCUUAAUGUCAUUAAAAGUGUCACCCGCAAUGGACGGUCCAUCAUCUUGACAGCGGUCCUGGCUCUGAUCCUGGUUUACCUCUUCUCAAUAGUGGGCUAUCUGUUCUUCAAGGAUGACUUUAUCUUGGAAGUAGACAGGUUGCCCAAUGAAACGGCUGUUCCAGAAACUGGCGAGAGUUUGGCAAAUGAUUUCCUGUACUCGGAUGUGUGUAGGGUGGAGACGGGGGAGAACUGUACCUCUCCUGCACCCAAAGAAGGUAGGACCGAAUGGCCACCAGCCCCAGAGCUGCUCCCUGUGGAAGAAACGGAACAGGAUAAGGAGCACACGUGUGAGACGCUGCUCAUGUGCAUUGUCACCGUUCUGAGUCACGGGCUGCGAAGUGGGGGUGGAGUAGGAGAUGUGCUCAGGAAGCCAUCCAAAGAGGAGCCUCUGUUUGCUGCAAGGGUAAUCUACGACCUGCUCUUCUUCUUCAUGGUCAUCAUCAUCGUCCUGAACCUGAUUUUUGGGGUCAUCAUUGACACCUUUGCUGACCUGAGGAGUGAGAAACAGAAGAAGGAGGAGAUCUUAAAGACCACAUGCUUCAUCUGUGGCUUAGAAAGAGACAAGUUUGACAACAAGACCGUCACCUUUGAAGAGCACAUCAAGGAAGAACACAACAUGUGGCACUAUCUGUGUUUCAUCGUGCUGGUGAAAGUGAAGGACUCCACUGAGUACACCGGUCCAGAGAGUUAUGUGGCAGAGAUGAUCAGGGAAAGAAACCUUGAUUGGUUCCCCAGGAUGAGAGCCAUGUCCCUGGUCAGCAGCGAUUCUGAAGGGGAACAGAACGAGCUGAGGAACCUGCAGGAGAAGCUAGAGUCCACAAUGAAACUGGUCACCAAUCUUUCUGGCCAGCUGUCGGAACUAAAGGACCAGAUGACAGAACAGAGGAAGCAGAAACAAAGAAUCGGCCUUCUAGGACAUCCUCCUCACAUGAAUGUCAACCCACAGCAGCCAGCCUAAGCAAAGGAGAUGGGGGGGACUAUACUCACCCUCUUUAAAUUAUUAUCAGCAUUGGGUAUGGCCCAUUAGUUCUCAUUCGCCCACUAAGGUUACAUGUGUGCUUAGUACAUUUGUAAAUACUCAGUUUUGUAUUGUAUGUAUAUGAUUGCUACUCUCAGAGGUUUGGACUUAUGUAUUGUAAUUAGCUCUGUUGGCAUGGUGACUUGUCACUAGUGCCAAAAAUAUUAAAAAUGCCUUUUUUGGAAGGACUACAGAAAGUACCUGAUUUGCACUUGAACCAGAUUAUAGAUUUAAAAGUAUAUGACAUGUAUUUUGUAUUUAAAACUAGAAUAGCCAGUAUUUAUGUUUUUUAUAAAACUGUGCAAUACAAAUUAUGCAAUCACCAUAACUUUGUAAUUCCUGAGUGUCCUACAGGGAGUGCGCGUCUUUGAAGCUGAUAUGUUAAUACUUAUGUAAUAAAUGGUUAAAUAUCAAAUGAUGCUGCUGCCAAAAUUAUAUUAAUAGCGAGUUUCUGGCCCCUGGGCAAUUUUGUACCUUAUAAUUAUCCUACGGUUAUGCUGUUUUUCAUUGCUAAUAGCAUUGGUGCCCUGUCUCCUAGUGAUAACUCCAGGUCUGUGAACUGUUCAAACAACAUUCAUUUUAAGAAAAGCAACUUUAGUUUUGAGAAUAAUUUUAAGCUUCAAAAUUAGUCAUUUAAGGUAUUUCUUUAAGAGAGCGAUGUUAGAGGAUAACACUUUAGCUUGGAAAGAAGUCAAUGAAUUUUUUAAAGGGAACUUUUUCCAUGACAUUUGGGAUACAGCAUAUUGCUGGCCAUUAAGUGUCAUCUCCAUGGUUAAUUUUGAUGUCACAUGAUAGUCAAAUGAGUUAGUGAUGGUUUCUAGAUUUUCUUCAUCGAAACAACAUGAUACUGUAGGUGAGAGGUUAUUACGAAUAUAUAUAUAUAUACAUCCACAUUAAGACAAAGUAGGAGCUAUGGCCUUAGGAUGCAUAGCUGCCCCCUUACGGGGCAUAGUUGAACACUGACAGUGCUGUUCUUCUGAAAGAACCACGUUUUGGUUUUAUUUCUAUGUCACGUGAUUUCUUUUCUGGAUGGGUGCAAAGUAUAACAGGAAAUGUUUUCUACCUGUUGCCUCGUUUUGUACCUGGGUCUCGUUUUGCUAGGCCAUCUCUACACAAAAGUUUAAAAACUGAACUGUAAGCAGAGUUCUGAAGCAAGUCAAGUUUGUAAAUGCAUACAUAAUUAUAUUUAAUAAAUGAUGCAGAAUACUACAUGG